Molecule: messenger RNA, 621 nt
Organism: Eruca vesicaria subsp. sativa (arugula)
Lineage: Eukaryota; Viridiplantae; Streptophyta; Magnoliopsida; Brassicales; Brassicaceae
Source: the annotation of a GenBank genome assembly
AUGGCUAUACACAAGAUCAUCUUGGCUUCAUUUCAAAUCUGCUUACUUAUCCAGUUUAGUCAUGGUGCUACCAAAGAAAGGCUCUUCUCUGACCUGGAGAAAGGUGCACUUGACGUCACCGCUAAACCCAGCCGACAAGGCGUUUUGGAUGCCGGAAUCGACAAGUUGAGCAUUACAUGGAAGCUAAGCUCGACAGCUAAAACGCAGGCUAGUUUUAAGACCAUCAAAGUAAAGCUAUGCUACGCACCGGUCAGCCAAGUUGACCGACCAUGGCGCAAGACUGAAAAUGAACUCUUCAAGGACAAGACCUGCCCACACAAGAUCAUCACCAAGGCCUAUAAUAAAUCCUCUCAAUCAUUCAAAUAUACCCUCGAACGCGACAUCCCAACCGGGACCUACUUCGUUCGUGCCUACGCAGUUGAUGCCAAAGACCAUGAAGUUGCCUAUGGACAAAGCACGAAGGAGGCCAAGACAACCAAUCUAUUCAGCGUUCAGGCUAUCAGUGGUCGCCACAAGUCCCUUGAUAUUGCCUCCAUCUGCUUCAGCGUCUUCGCUGUCCUGGCUCUGCUCGUCUUCUUCGUCAACGAGAAGAGGAAGGCCAAGAUAGAGCAAAGCAAAUGA